Messenger RNA from Miniopterus natalensis, 4855 nucleotides. The record is from RefSeq and is a predicted model, not a curated record. NCBI's taxonomy places the organism in Eukaryota, Metazoa, Chordata, Mammalia, Chiroptera, Miniopteridae.
AUUGUCUUUAUAUUAUCAUGUUGACCUAUCUGUGGUUGAUUAUGGAAGAGUAUGAAUUUGACCCAUCACUCGGUGUUGAGGUGCCUAGUUCUGUUGUUAAAGAUCUUUGCAAAUGGGAAGGUAAAAAUGGGGUCAUAUGACAUUGUGAUGACUAAAUGUUGUUUCUUCUUUCUUUUGCAGCUCCACCUCCUCCUAGUAGAUUUGAUCGACGAGUAUCAGUUUGUGCUGAGGCCUAUAACCCUGAUGAUGAAGAGGAAGAUACUGAUCCAAGGGUGAUUCAUCCUAAAACUGAUGAACAGAGAUGCAGACUUCAGGAAUCUUGCAAAGAUAUUCUCCUUUUCAAAAGUCUUGAUCAGGAACAGCUUUCUGAAGUCCUUGAUGCCAUGUUUGAAAAGAUAGUCAAAGUUGAUGAGCAUGUUAUUGACCAAGGAGAUGAUGGAGACAACUUUUAUGUCAUAGAACGGGGAACUUAUAAUAUUUUAGUAACAAAAGAUGAUCAAACCCGCACUGUUGGUCAAUAUGACAACCGUGGAAGUUUUGGAGAACUAGCUCUGAUGUACAACACUCCAAGAGCUGCCACCAUUGUUGCCACCUCAGAAGGCGCCCUUUGGGGACUGGACCGGUCGACGUUUAGAAGAAUCAUAGUGAAGAACAAUGCACGGAAGCGGAAGACAUUUGAGACCUUCAUUGAGUCUGUGCCCCUGCUCAAGUCCCUAGAGGUGUCAGAACGAAUGAAGAUUGUGGAUGUUAUUGCAGAGAGAGACUUCAAGGAUGGGGAGCGCAUAAUCACUCAGGGUGAAAAGGCUGAUAGCUUUUACAUUAUAGAGUCCGGUGAAGUGCGCAUCUUGAUUAAAAGCAAGACUAAAGCAGACAAGGAUGAUGGGAACCAGGAGGUCGAGAUUGCCCGCUGCCAUAAGGGGCAAUAUUUUGGGGAGCUUGCACUGGUGACCAACAAACCUAGAGCUGCUUCUGCUUAUGCUGUGGGAAAUGUCAAAUGCUUAGUUAUGGAUGUACUAGCAUUUGAGAGGCUUCUGGGGCCCUGCAUGGACAUCAUGAAGAGGAACAUCUCACACUACCAGGAACAGCUGGUGAAGAUGUUUGGCUCCAGCAUGGAUCUGGCCGACCCUGGGCAGUAGGUGUGCCACACCCCAGAGUCUUCUCAGUGUGACACCAAAACCUUACAGUCAGCCACAGAACACACACAGAAAGCAGACACGACAGAACUGUUCCUGCUGUUGCCACCGCAGCUGCCAUUGCUAUGGCCAUGGGCAUUUAGAAAACUUGAAAGUCAGCACUAAAGGAUGGGUAGAGGUUCAACCUGCACCUCCACUUUGCUUCUGAAAGCCCAUUAUUAGACUACUUGUAAUGAUUAUUCCAACCCAGUUUCACAUAUUUGGUUCAAAAUGGCAUGUCUCUCCAACAAUUUAAGUGCCUGAUACAAAGUCCAAAGUGUAAACAUCUUCCUUUCCUCUCCUGCUGCUACUAUUGCUUUUGGAAGUUACCACAGGUCUGCAGAAACCUGUUGUAUAACUGUAGACACCCUCUCCCAACCUUUUUCAAGGGAGGAAAUGUUGUAGCUUUUGAUCUCAUUUGUCUUUUGAGAAAGUCCACAUUUGUUCAAAAUUGUAGCCUUUGGUUCUACAGUGGAAAACGGUGGCAGAUAUGAUGGAGGUAUGUGGUCCUGUGGCAUUGUACUAUCUGCUGAGAGCUGCACACAUGACAGUUGUCUCCAAAUUCAGUGAUUCUUAGGGGAUGGCCCUGCCCAGGGCCCAGCAGUCAGCACCCCAAAGCACACUGAUCAAUCAUUGGGACCCAUGUUAGAGCAGAAAAUUUGGGUUUGGUACAUUCUUCAGGUAGCAGAGAGACAGGGAAGGUUUUCUGGGUUGGGGGUUUUGUUUUGUUUUAGUAGAUUUUGUUUUGUUUAAUCUCUGUGCAGUUUGCAUGAAUAAAUUGCUGUCCAUUUUUAAGGAGCCAGGGUCUGGAGGUGCCAUUACUCUAUCUGACCCAAAUACUUUCCUGGAUAAUUCUGCCAUCCCUUGUUUCCAGUUACCUCUACAGGCUAAUGGCAGUGUGCCGGCAAGAGGUUAUACUACAAAGAGAACCUUUUCCUUCUACUCCAGAGUUAUCACAUGGCUCUGCUGUUGAACCAUCAAUUUUUAAACUCUUUAAAGAAGAAGCAGCUAUUUUUUGAAAUUAAACAAAUAUUUCUCUAUUUAGAAAUUCCCCUUGGACAUAUUCAUAUAUAUCAGUUUGUCAGCUGACUCAGGCAUUUAUCCUAAAGAUCAACUCAUUUUGUUAGUUUUCAAAAAUCGGCAUCAUUUACAAUUUUAUAGAAUUACUGCAAAGACCUUUCUAAUUAAGAUGUUAGGAAUAUUUGGGGUUCCAAGUAAUCCCAAAGGAAAGUAAUAAUUUAGCUUGUAUUUUAAAACUUUUUUAACCUUUUAAUUAUAUCAGGUAGAAUCCUGAUGAAUUAUCCUAAUAUUUAUCCUAAAGAUAUGUUUCAGAAUGAAUUUUUUCUUUGGAAUGACUUAAAAUCAGAUGUUACAGGCGAUCCUAAGAGCAGUGUGACAUUUGCAUUGUAACCAAGUUUAUAUUAAUUCAAGAGGCCCUUUCCAAUAUGAUUUUUUCAAAACUUGUAUAACUCAGUAAAUCCCUAAGAGAUUAUGAGCUAGGGCUUAAAGUGGUUCCUACUGUGGGUGAUGAUGGAGCCCACGUGGUCACCUUCCAUUGUCCACACAAGCUGUGCUCUCUGUUUUUGCCACAGACAGUGUGGUCAGGAGAUUUCCAGAGUGGUGACUCACCACAAGCUUGGUCAAUUCUCCCUUUUUCUUGUGCUCCGUGAAGUGAAAGCAGCAGGACUCUUUUCAGGCUGCCCUAAGUAGUCUGCAUUGCAGCUCUCAGAAGUGUGAAAGGUUGUAACUAAUACUCCAAAACAGGCAGCUAGCACUGGGAAAGCCCAUGUGGUUUUCCCCAUGAUUUUUCAAGGUUAUUGUUUUCUAUGGUGUUGCUUUAUUAUCAAAUAAGAAGGCAGAUCUUGCACUUCAGUUGACAAGAACCACACCAGUUUCUUGCAGAGGUAACAGUACGUUGGGCUUCGGGAGUGACACAGAGAUCUAGCCCCAGACUGUGAGGACUCUGUUUAAACGCUGAGCAGAUGCCCCCUUUGCGCCCCCCACCCCAUGCCAGCGUUGUUAGGGCUGGCUGUGAACUCCGUGCCAAAGUUACUCCCACAGGCUGCUGGGAAUAGGCUUUCUCGUCCUGCCCUCUGGCACAUCCCCGUCCAGCCUGUCGCUUCACAGAAGCCUCUUUGACACCCCCGGCUCGCUCAUGAUUGGUGUUUUACAGAGUAGAAUUCAUCAGGUUUAAGUCCUCCUGCUGUAAUUACAGUUUGACGUACAGAUCAUCAUCAGUCUUGCCCCUCACUUCGUACAGAGCCCCUCUGGGGCCUGGCUUGAAGGAGGGAGACUUUAAAGGGACCAGUGUGAGUGAAACAGGACAUAGCCAUUACCAAGGUGCCCGGAGUCUGACACUGUUCCAAUUCUCUGUGUAGCAUGGGGAACCAAAGGAAUAGACGAGUUCACCUCAGGGCUCUGGUGUCCACAUUGUGCUAGGCAAGCCCUGCCCUGACGGUUGAGCCUCAUGGGGCAGAGUGUGGGCUGGGAAAUGACCCUUUGCUAAUUGAUUUUGGAGGGUGGAGAAUGUUCUGAGAGUUUGCGGUCCAGCUUGCAGUAUUACCCUUCCUUCUGGCCCCAGUGUAUCACAUCCACUCUCUCUUGGUCGUAUUCUCUGAAGGAAGGAUUCAUGUGUUCUGGCCUUAGCCAACAGCCCUUAUAUAUAUAAUUGUGUUACAUACAAUUGCGAUAGAUGCUCAGAAAUCCAGGGUGGAGGUUUUCUUUGAGCAGUUUAAUGAGUGAAUUCGGCAGCAAAGUGGCAAGAAAUGGUUCUCCAGCCGGGAGAGGUUGUGUUCAUCCUCUCACCGCCCAGGUUCUCCGCUCACAGUGGCAGAGCAGUCAGCGGUGCCGCCGCCACCCAGCAGCACCCUGGGUACACAGCAUCUCCAUGUCGUGUCAAGUGUACAAACAAUCCCCUCUCAUUUAGAAAAAGUGAAAGAGCAUCUUUGCACAGAGAAAAAGAAAAAAGACCUGUGAAUGUCAUCUUUUAUCUUUUGUUUUCAGUAGGCUGAUUUUGGAAUUUUUGUUCUUGACAUGCAUUUGUAAACCAAUCUUGCCAAGAUACAAGUUGUUUUGGUGUUUUCACUACAAUUACCUCUUGUCCCUCCUGUCUUGACUGCUGACGUUCCUCAAUGAUUCUAAUGUCUAUUUUAUGGGAAGCAGCCUUCCCGUGGGUUUCCUUUUACACACUGCAGGGCUAUCUUUAUACUUAAAAAAAAAAAAUUUUUUUUUUUUUUUUUAAAGAAAACUGUUGCUAACCUCAUGGGGGAUUUGCAGAAAACCAUUUAGCCCGCCUUGAGCAAAAGGUAGAUUCCUCAUUGUUUUCUUAAAGCUCAUUGUAAUAAAAGAAAUCUAAUUCAGCAUUAUUGUGCUACCUCAAAGGUAAAAAUGUUUUAAGGUCUGUUUUUGGUCCUGAGUUCUACACAUAGUGUUUGAAAUGUCUUUCAAUUGGAAUUAUUUUUAAAUCAUUGGGAAGAAUUUUAUUUUAACCUGUUUACACUUGUGUUUUAAUCUCAGAAGAAUAAGUGAUUGGAAAGUGAUUAAUUCUUGCUCUGUGGAAUUGAAUGUAUAAUUAAAUCAUUGUUUGCCAUAAACAAGGUUGGAUUUUUUAAAAGGAAACUCUAGGGCUUGGCUCUGCUCUUGGUUAAUAAAGGCUGACAAAUCAUGUCUGACUUUCUGGUGCA